AGCUAGCAAAUCCCAAAACUCAGCUAAGAUGUUGAAGAUUGUGGGAGCUUUGAUGUUAGCAAUGAUCUUCCUUUCGGUCGACGCGGGGCACCACGGAAUCGGGAGGACUAAUCAAAGACCAAGAACUCAACAGGGUAACUUAGCCGAAGAACUUACCAAGAGAGGUUUUACUACGCUGGUGGACCUCGUGACGAGAGCUGGUCUUGCUGACACGGUCUCCAACCAGGGCCCCUUCACCGUCUUCGCUCCCACCAACGAAGCCUUCAGAGCCUUGGAUCAGAACCUCGUCUCUUAUCUCUUGGACAAUCCCGAGGAGCUGAAGAACGUCCUUCUCUACCACGUCGUGUCAGGCAGCGUUCCCUCCCGUAGCCUCAGCAACGACCUGGUGGCAGAUUCCGUUCAGGGGGCACCUCUCAGGAUUAACCUCAGGUCACGUCCUUCGGGAGUCACCGUCAACGGCGUGAAUGUGAUCAAGGCUGACAUCAAAGCAAGCAACGGCAUCAUCCACGCUGUAGACCAGGUGCUGCUAGCUCCCCAGGCUGACAUCGUAGACACUCUGGUGGGGGAUGAUAGGUUCUCCACUCUCGUAGCUGCUGUCACUGCUGCUGGUUUGGUUGACACCCUUCGAGGAGGCCCCUUCACAGUAUUCGCCCCGACCAACGACGCCUUUGCCAAGCUCCCCGCUGGUACUGUGGACAGCCUUCUCAAAGACAUCCCAGCGUUAACAGAGAUCCUCCUCCGUCACGUUGUUCCUUCCUCACUUUAUUCUGGUGCUCUUCUGGGAAACACUUACAACACUGUUGGCGGUGAUAUGCUGUCAGUGUCUCAAAACGGGGGCCGCGUGAACGUCAUGACGCGACAGAACAGAGGCAGUGUGAUCGAGGCAGACAAGACGGUCACAAACGGAGUGGUUCACGCCAUCGACUCCAAUUAUGGCCCCGUCCGACGCCAGGGUAACAUAGCUCAAGUGCUGAGCGAGGGAGGCUUCAGCACACUCCUUCAGCUGGUGGAGAGAGCUGGACUUGCUGAUAGCGCGGCUGAGGGAGGUCCUUUCACCAUCUUCGCCCCUACUGACGAGGCCUUCGCUGCCCUCGACCCAACCGUGAGGAACUUUCUCCUGUCGGACGUCGAGGCGCUGACGACCACGCUCUUGUACCACGUCGUCCCCGGCAGCGUCGUCGGAUCCGCUCUCGAGGACGACCUGGAGUUGGGGUCCGCGACGGGUUCGGUUCUCAAGGUCAACGUCGUCGGUUCGAAAACUCGGGAGGUGACAGUCAACGGCGUGAGAGUUCAGAAGGCGGACCUCACAGCGAGCAACGGCGUGGUUCACGUAAUUGAGAAGGUCCUCUUGCCUCCUAAGCUCACCAUCGUCGAAGCCCUUGCAGGAGACGGACGAUUUUCGACUCUGGUGACAGCCAUCAGUCUCGCCGACCUGUUCGAAACACUCGACUCAGAUUUGAAGAAUGGCCCCUUCACGGUCUUCGCUCCUACUGACGACGCCCUAGCCUCACUCCCCCAAGGAACGGUGGACAGCUUCCUGCAGGACAUCCCAGCUAUCCGGAAGGGCCUUCUCCGCCUCGUCCACCCAUCGAGGUUGUACUCGAGAGCGCUCCUUGGAAAGACCUUCAGAAGUGUCAGUGGAGAGGAGCUCUACGUGUUCCAAGACAACUACGGUCGACUGAGAAUAAGGACCAGCGUUAACACAGCCACUAUCAUACACACUGAUGCCACGCUACUAAAUGGAGUGGUUUGUUUAAAAAUAUUAAUGUUUUCCUCGCAAGGAACCUCCAAGCUUGAUGUGGCUAUCAGCAUCACCAAUUCUAACCUGGAGACUCUUAACGACAACCACCAAAGCUCUCGGAACUUUCUCAAGAUGUUUAAAGGUCUUGGUACAUUGCUCUUGGCUGGUCUUGUUCUUGCAGUAAAUGGCCAGCACCCCAGGCAGGUUCGGCAGGUCGGGAGUGCAGGCAACCUCGCGGAAGUGUUAAGUAGCAGAGGUUUCCGAACACUCGUUGACCUUGCGGUUAAAGCUGGUUUGGCCGAUACCGUCUCCAACAAUGGCCCCUUCACCGUAUUCGCUCCCACCGACGAAGCUUUCGCAGCUCUCGAACCCCAACUUGUUAACUACCUCCUUGCGAAUCCCGAAGUCCUCAAGAACGUGCUCCUUUACCACGUCCUGCCAGGUCAAGUCUUCUCCUCGAACUUGGCGAAUGAUCUUGUGGCAAAUUCCGCCCAGGGAAGGACUCUGAGGGUCAAUCUUUUCUCUAAUCCCUCGGGCGCGGUGGUCAACGGCGUAAACGUGAUCGAGGCCGACAUCCCCGCGAGCAACGGCGUCGUCCAUGUCAUCGACAAGGUCCUUCUGCCUCCCAAGGGCACGGUCGUCGACACCCUGGUUGGCGACGACAGAUUUACGACCCUCGUGGCUGCUGUGACCGCCGCUGGCCUGGCCGACACCCUCGCCUCUGAGGGACCCUUCACAGUCUUCGCCCCUACUAACGACGCCUUCAACAAGCUCCCUCCUGGUACUGUGGACAGCCUCCUACAGGACAUCCCUGCCCUUCAGAAGAUCCUGCUGCGCCACGUCGUCCCUUCAACCCUCUACUCCCGUGCUCUUUUGGGGAACACCUUUAGUACAGCGAGCCAGGAGGAGUUGUCAGUGUCCCAGGACGCCUUCGGUCGCGUGACAGCUUCCACGAGUGCCAACACCGCCCUCGUGACGAUUCCCAACACACCUGUUUCCAACGGAGUCAUCCACGUCAUCGACACCGUUAUCUAAAGUCAUCUCAUUGUGUAUAUACGUCAUCGUCUUCACGCGUGUCACCUUAUACUAUGAUUUUUUCAGAUAAAUUUUCGUUUUUAAUCUU
Molecule: messenger RNA, 2864 nt
Organism: Penaeus chinensis
Lineage: Eukaryota; Metazoa; Arthropoda; Malacostraca; Decapoda; Penaeidae
Product: transforming growth factor-beta-induced protein ig-h3-like
Exons: 19
Coding region: 29-2776 (915 amino acids)
Source: RefSeq, a predicted model, not a curated record